This is a messenger RNA of Prunus armeniaca (apricot), 606 nucleotides long. The record is from the annotation of a GenBank genome assembly. Lineage: Eukaryota; Viridiplantae; Streptophyta; Magnoliopsida; Rosales; Rosaceae.
AUGGAAUAUGCUAAUACAGGAGGUAAUAUCCCAUCGAUAAGGAAGGACUUAAAUUCAACUGUUUCGAUGGGACUAGACAAAUUAGCCACAUCCAAGGGAUCUAAAAAAAAAGGGAAGUCAGAACUUGCUGGCUUUACUUGCUUUGCCUUCAAAAGAGUAUUGAGAUGUUUUGGAUUUGGAUUUGGAGUUGGAAGUGGUAUCAUCAAGAUUCACCACUAUUAUGAGAAAGGGGAGAUAGGCUUCCUUGGUCCUACUUACCGGGAAGACAACACAACGUUGAGCUGUAAGUACAUUAAGGAGAGUGCAAAGCACCAGAGAAAAAACCCAUCUUCCUUGAUAGGGGGAACUCUCUCUUAUUGUCUUGCUAGCUUGCAACCAUACCAUCUUACAGACCCUACAAUCGGGACCUUCUUUCUUACCCUCAGGGGGGAGACCGGAUUCCUUUCUUUCCUAUUUAGAACUGCAGAUUUGUCUUUGUCGCUGGUUCGGACGUGCAUCGGCGGCCCCCUUUCCACUUCAAUCGUGGAAAGUCAGAAGCAAGAAUCAUUGAUUCCUGACCCCCUUAUCUACGACAACUCCAGAUCAACUAAUUUUCCUUCUAGUUGA